Molecule: messenger RNA, 11879 nt
Organism: Bombyx mori (domestic silkworm)
Lineage: Eukaryota; Metazoa; Arthropoda; Insecta; Lepidoptera; Bombycidae
Gene: RhoGAP15B
Product: arf-GAP with Rho-GAP domain, ANK repeat and PH domain-containing protein 2
Exons: 11
Coding region: 325-3639 (1104 amino acids)
Biological process (GO): signal transduction
Cellular component (GO): cytoplasm
Molecular function (GO): phosphatidylinositol-3,4,5-trisphosphate binding
Source: RefSeq, a predicted model, not a curated record
AGUGGUGGCUGGCAACACCGUUACUACCACCCUUCGUUUUGUUCUUUCGUGUGUGCAACGUUUUUUGGUUUUAUUUAUUUUCUUUGUUUUCAUUUUACAUAUUCGUUUUUAAUUCUUUACUUUUAGAAACCUAAAUUUUCUUUUGUUUAAGACAGCCUAUACUAAAAGCGUGCUGUUGAAUUAAGGUCAUUGUGUUAAAUAAGUGAGUUAUUGUGAGUCACCAUAGUUUUUGUUUGUGCAGUGUGUAUAAAUCAAUCGUUCUAAGUGAUAACAUGGGUGUCCAUAAUAUUAUUUUGUGAUUGUGGGUUUGCGAAAUCUUUACCAAUGGAUACCCCGCCUAUUCCUAAGCCUAGAAGCGCAUUUUUACCUCAAAAUGAUCCACUAAAACAGCCCGUUCCACUGCCUCGUACUAAAGUACCUCCCAAUGAUCGAGGUUCGGCUUCAGAAAUUCUUCGAUCGAUAAGUUCAGUUUCAAAACAAUUAACAGAAGAUGUGGCCUCGAAGCUUAGCAGCUCCGCAAAGUCCGCUAAUGAGAAGAUAGAAAAAUCGAUAAUAGACGGGUCGAGGUUCGCCAGAGGUACAUUAGAAAAAACCAUUACAACAUCUCGCGCUGUGAGAGAUUCCGUUACUAAGUCUGUGAUUGAGGGCACACGGUCUGCCGGCCUCAAGUUACGACGCUCAACGAAACCUGACAGUAUAGAAGAACCAGAUCAGAGAUGUGUGUCCAUGCCUGUUGUAGAUGUGAGUUUAUUUGAUAAUAUUCAGUUUCAUUCACCUUUGUUAGAACAGAAGAGAUAUAAAAAUGAAGAUGACACUGAAACGGCAGACAUACCUCCUCUUCAGCUGAAUGCUAGACAUUUAGAUGAUAUGUCGUUAUUUUCUAAUCAUUCUGACACUAAUACAGAUACUGUCAGUAACUUUUCUCAUGAUAGCAGAGAAUUAGAUGACAAUUCCAAUGAGCAUCUAACCUAUGAUACUCCCAAACCUUCAAGAACUAACAGCAUUGUGAGUUUUGGAUCAUUCCCAGAAAUACCAGAAAGAAGAAAAAAUAGAGAGUCUGUUGAAGUAAUGAGACAAAACUCCAUGUAUGAAAAUUGGACUCUUCCAUUUCAAGCUAAAAAGGAAAAUAAAACAAAAGAUGUUGAAUUGGUUACAGAAAAUACAUCAAGACCAAGUAAAAGUACAAUAUAUGAAUUUGAUCCUUUGCAUAAAAGUAGUACAAGCUCAAAGUACCAAGGAGUUAGUAAUGAACUUUUGCUUCUUGAGUCAUUUCUCACUGGAGAUACAUAUGGUACCAUAGUCUCUAACGAUACUAAUGAUGAUAAGUUUAAUUUUGAUGAGAGUGAUUAUUUUAAUCCUCCAACACCACCUGAGAGAUUUGAUAGUUUAUUCCCUGAAGAAAAGCCAACUGAAAGGGUGCAAAAUAGAGAUAAAAACUCAAAUUGGUUUGUGUCAGAUUCUGAUUCUAAAUCGAUUACAGAAGACGAAACAAAGCAAUCAAAUUCAGUUAUACAAAGAUUCUCAAGAAGGCUGAAGUUAGACAAUGUUCUUAACAAAUCAACUAAACAAACAUUACCAAAGAUAGAAGUGGUCGAAAGGCCUCCUGUUCACACUCAGCCUGUGCCAUACUUCAGUGGCAUCCUUAUGAAGAUAGUGUCUGGAGUAGUAGAAGACUUAUUUAAAAAUUCACAAUCUCGGUAUUGUGUUUUAUCUGAUCAGAAGUUAAUGUGUUACACAGACCCUACAAAUUCAAUCCUUAAAGAGGCAUACACACUCGAUAACAUUUAUUCAAUUCAAAUAGUCUUGCCACUAUCUUCUAGCACUACCAGCAACUCAUAUUGCUUCGAGUUGUCUGUCUCAUCUGGAGGGAUCCGGAACACACCGCGCAAGAUCCUGUUCAGCUGUGCGAGUGCUUCUGAACGUCGACAUUGGGCACAGAAAUUUGUAGAGCAUCUCACAAACAACUUUUCAACAAACCACACUUCGGAGAUUACAAGAUGCGGAUGGUGUUAUCUUAAGGAAGGGGUAUCCGGAGAAUGGCGUGGCGCUUGGCUGAUACUUGUACGACGUGUCUUAGUCUACACGACCAAAGACUCUAAUGUAUGCACCGUAGAUCUUAGGAAGACAAGAUGUGUCGUAACUCAAGAUGCCGAUGAUGAGAGCAAACAGUUGUGUCCGGCGGAUUGCAGCAGCAAUCUGUUGUUGGAUUGUCCCCACACAACUCUUUAUUUAAGAUUCCCGCACGAUCGAGAAUUAAAGGGCUGGCGAUACAUGAUCAAGUUGGCGUCUUACAAUAACGGUUCACAUAUACAUCACCAGCAGCUCACCAAAGAGGACGUGCCGGCCGUCGUCGACAAAUGCCUAAGUUUUAUUUACGCUCACGGAAGUCUCACUGAGGGCAUAUACCGUCGAGCGGGUAGCAGUUCAGUAUUGUCUGAGCUGCUCGCCAGGUUCAGGAGGGACUCGUGGUCGGUCCAGUUGAGUCCCGGUCAACAUUCGGAGCACGACGUCGCCGGUGUACUAAAAAGAUUCUUCAGGGAUCUACCAGAGUCACUUAUACCUAAGGACAAUCAUCAGGUUCUGAUCGGCGCGCUCGAAAUGAAAGAUGAGACGUCCCGCCACGCGGAGUACCGCCGUGUGAUGUCGUCCCUAUCCCUGGUCCCUCGGAACACGGCCCGGAAGUUGUUCGCUCAUCUACAUUUCCUGCACACGAUGUCGCACGCGAAUAAAAUGGGCGCAGAAAAUUUGGCUUCCGUUUGGGCGCCCACAAUAAUGCCGACCGCUUUGACGAGCAACAAUUUGCAAACUGCCUGGUCGUCGAAAGAGGUGCUAGUCGUUAGAGAUCUGAUCGCGAACUUCGAAGCAAUAUGGGAGCCUACUGAAGCGGAGAAGAGACGCGAGGCGGCCGUCAGGAGAGUACUGAUGAGGGUGCUGAGUAAUUCAGCUCCGGCGCCGCACAGGGCCGCUGGCGACCUCAAGGCCUGGAUCCACGUGAACGACAGGAGUCAGUGCUAUCAAGUGGCGCUCACCCCUAACAAGACGAGCUCCGACGUAUGCAUAGAGCUGUGCGAGAAGGCCAAAACCGAAUCGCAUCUGCUGAUGCUCGAAGAGGUUGUGUGUAACGAGUCGAUGCGUCGUAUAGUGCACAUUGACGAGAUCGUACUAGACGUGGUGCUCAGGUGGGGGUAUUGGGACGAGGACGACAGAAAGGAUAAUUAUUUGCUGGUGAGAGAUAAUAAAACGCUUCAGGAUAUGGAUUCGUUGAGACAGACCACGUCGCUUGUGUGCGGCGAAAUGAGGUUCGCAAAUGAAUCGAUGAAGACAUUCAAACAGCACAUGUUCGAGCUGCAGAAUAGAUGCUUGUGUUACUUCAAAGAUAAACAGGGUUCGCAGAAAAUCGAAGAAUGGAACGUCAAAGAUAUCCUAUGGUACAUCGGCCACGAACCGAAACGUAAUCCACAAACCCGUUGGGCGAUCACCUUUAUACCGAGGAAUAAAGAAAAAAGGAGCAAAGAGAAACCGUGGUUCGGUAAGACAAUAGCCGGCGCGGUAACGGAAGAUCAACUAAAGUGGAUGUCGGCACUGAUGUUCGCCGAGCACACGAGCAUACUACCAACGCCUCGACUGGUUAUAACAUAGUCAAUUAUUCAUAAAAUACCUUUUAAGCAUGAAUUAUCAAAAAGAUGUACCAGGUCGGAUAUAUUGCCAUUUCCAAAGUACUUGUGAUUCAGUGUAUAUUUUUCUUGGCCUUUUUUAAUAUAUCUUUAAUUAUAACUUAUAAUAUUAAUUUUUGGUCUGAAUCGCUCCGACCUUGUGCAACUAAUGUUGAAUGAAAAUAAGAAAUUUUACUCUUGUAAAUAAAUAAGUAUAUUGUUUGGCCCGUGUCUGAGCUAGCUGCUUAUCGAGACGAAUAGUGACGUCACAUAUUUGAAAUGCACGCGGUAUUAACAAUCCGAGAUCGGUCCUGCGAUUUAUCGUAAAACGAUUCUUAAUUAAACACGUAUUUGAACGUCAUAAUCAAAGAUACCACUAUGUGAUGCAUUGAUUCGUCAAUAUUUUAUUAAAUCAUGUAACUUUUAUUACAUUUUUAUUUUAUUAAAACGUCACGGAUUUAUCGCUCGCUGGAAUGAUACGUUGCCUUUAAAAGAUUCCGUAUUGUUUUGUAACAGCUUCAAAUCGGGGAUUCCAUCGACUAUUUCCAAUUUCGCAUACGAUAGACCGGUGAUAAAAAAAUGUAAAUUAGAUUGUAAAAAAAAAACAUAAUUUAUCCCACAAAGAACCCGAUGGAUAUUAUUGAACUAGAAAGACAAUCAUCGAAACGGCUUUUUAAAUUAUUCAAGUGAUUUUAGCAAAAUUACCACAAAAAAAACCUUGCAGUCCUGUUAUUGGCCAUCGUCAUAUAAAUCUUGUCUGCUAUGACUUUAGCAUCUCAGCUGUCAGCUGUCAGCUUUCACCUGUCAGCUGUCGCUCGAGCUAGGUUUCCAUUACUAUUCCUCCUAAAAGGGCCACUACAUUAUUAUAAAACUGUCGAUUGAGUCAACUAUGACAGCCUUUUUUUUUUAAUGUGUGUUUUAUGUAGACAUACGAGUUUAAGUACAUAAUAUGAAUAAGGAAAAUUAUCAGUACAUAAAAUAAUCAUAAAUGUAAUUAUGUUUAUUUCGAAUGUCACAAGAGUUAUCGAGUUACUUAUGAUUUUAUAUUUUUUUUAAAGUACUAUCUUUAGUGUUUUUUCUUUUUAAUUAUUACUUAUUAUAUUGUACAAUAGUUAUGUCAUAGUUAUAAUAUAUUUUAUAUAUAGUUAGUCAUUAAGUUCUAUAAAUCUAUUUUGAGUUUCGUAAAUACGGAAUAUGUAAUUCGAAAUGAACAUUUUCUAUUCGUGUUAGUUUUUAGUUUUAUAUUAAUAGUUUUUAGUCAAUAUAUAAAAUAAUAUAUUCAAUUUUCCAAUUGAGCGGUAUAAGAUUACUUAUAUUUUUUUGUAUGCAUGUUAUAUAUCUUUAUUGAUUAAAGAUAAUAUUACAGACUUGCCGUUUGUUGAAUAUUAACUUCGCUUAUAGUCAAAGUGCGACAGAUAUAUUUCGGAAAAUCACGUUUAUUUAUAAUACGUGGAUUUUUACAUGAUUUUGGUAAGGCAUGGCGCCUGAGUCGAUGUGUUUCAAUCUCGCUUUAAAAUGACCUAGUGGAAAACAUAGAUAUCUUGAAACGAUUCGCGCGCCACCUACCGUACGUUUACGGCUUAAUGCCACAAACCUUACUAGUGUGCUUAGUGCGAGUUGUUUAACGCUAUUGAUAGCGUAAAACUUAACUCAAAUUUGUAUGGAGUUGGAACAGCGCCCAUAGCGGCAAUCGUAGGGAAACUUUCCGACUAUUGCCAUCGAGAACGUGAAAAAGCUCACACUAAGCACACUGAAGUGAUGUAUGAAACUAAUUUACUAUUGCUCAGGUUUAGAAACGCACAUAGGCGAAACAAGCAAAUACAUUUUUGUUUAUAUCGAUAGACUGGAAACAAGACUCACUUAACUUUUGAACGUUUUCCGUAUUAAUUGCAUAAUGAUGUACAUAAUUACACAUAUGUGUAUUAAACUGAAUAAUUGAAUAAAUACAAAUGGUAAUAAAUUAAUUAUGUACUUGUGAGCGAUAUCUAGUGUGCUUUUAGCAAAAUUCAUAAUAAUCACUACAUAGUAUAAAACAAAGUCGCUUUCUCUGUCCCUAUAUCCCUAUGUAUGCUUAAAUCUUUAAAACUACGCAAUAAUAGAUAAGUAAUUAAUGUAGUGUCAUCCCUAGUAUUCACGGUUAGCAGUCAACAAUGUAAUGAAAAUUGAGCAUUUUAAUUUUACAAGACAUUUAUUGUCUCUCUUAUAAAGUGAUUUAGGAAAUCAAGUGUUUUGAAUUAAUUAUAUAAACAGUUUUUAAUUAAAACGAAGGAUAGUUUCCUUUAUGGGAACUGUGAAGUAGAUCUGGCGACGCAUAUUUUAUUAUUAUAAAUAUUUGUUUCGAUAAUAACGUUAAAAUGAUGUAAAGUGAUCCCCUCUAUGACACGGUAGAUUGGUUCCCCGUUAUAGAAAACGCGUUGUAGGAGUAUUCUCACAUAACGCGCUUGUGUAAUCCCAUAUAACGCGCUAUGCACAAAUAUAAUAUAAAUCAUAUAGUUAUACAUUUACAUUUACAUACAAAUAUAAUACAAUAUAAUCAAUGUUUUUACAUUUUACAAUAAAAAAAUUGGGAACACAAAUUUAAAAAAAUUAAUUUAUUUAAUUUUAUAACAACACAAUUGACACAAUGUGAAAAGGUACGCAAAUUGAAUUAUGAAUCUUACAAAUCAUUAUAAACUUCAUAGUACAGAAAUAUUUAUAACAAAUAUCAAAUAAAAAUAUUUUAUUUUCUACCUAUGCUCAUAUAGCUUUGAGAGACUAUAUCAGAUUCACUCUAACGUGUAGGUGAGCUCACGGGGCUCAAACCGGAGUGGUGCUAACACUGGCCCUAGCAAGAACAAUGCUUCGCAGAAUCUACCAUCGGAUCGAAAACGCGACCCACUGAGAAGAUCCGGCGAGAAACUCAGUGGGCUGUAUCUGUAGGUUAAUUUACUCGCCGAUCCCCUCGUCGCAAGCGACUGGUUUGACGAGAACAAUGACCAGUUAGCGUAUGAAAUCCCCGCGUUGUAUGUGGGGAUACUCAUGUUUGAAAUGCGUUAUAAGGGGGAUUACUGUAUCUAUAAAAUCAGCAAUAUACAUAUUCUCUAAAAUUAUUACAUUUAAUUGGGAAAUUUUACUUUUAUUUAAAUUCCAUCAUAAUACAUAAUACUACAUAAAUAUGUAUUAUGAUGGAUAAUACAUAAAUACAACAUUGAAAGCAUCCCGCUCGCGAUUAGCAAGCCCGUCGCAAUAACAAUAAUAAUAACAAUGUAUUUAGGGCUACGUACAUCGCAGUGGUUAGCGCUGCAACGCGAAUAUUCAACGAUGACAUGUUACCAAAAUAUAUUAAUUACAUGGUAGAAUAUUUUAAUAUUACAAGUGGCAACACUAAACUCUGAGAUCCCUGAAAAUGGUCCCAAAAUUACAUACAUACAUGCUUAGAAAAAGUGUAGUGUUUAGUUUUAUGUGAACUAGUGUGUAAAAAAUUUAGUUAUGUACUACUCUUAAUAAAUUUGUUACAUACGGCAAGCAUGCUGUAUUAUCAAUUAUUACAGAAUAUUAAAGUGUCAAUAAAUGUACAUUUUACCCUACUUUGGAAACAACGGCAUAGCGAUGUAUAUCGGGUAUUUUAUACUGAAAAUAAAAAAAAAACUAUAUAAAUUUUAUAUAUAAAAACUAUAUAAAACCAUUUUUAUUUUAAUACAAAUAUUUUUCGUGUAUUGAUGCAUACAUAAUGUGUGCAUUUUGUAUAUCACUAUGUAAGAUAUAGUAUAUAAAAAUAAAAUUAUGGUAGGUAUGGUAUGGUAUAAUAUAAUAAAUAGGAAAAAAGAUUUAACUUUCGUAAAAUAUUAAUUGUAGUCUAGUUGAUAAAAGGGAAGGUCUUCCACCGAACCGGCUGUAUUAGCUCGGAUGGACACUUCGAUUGUUCUUUUUGAGAACUUUUAUGUUAUACAGGGUGUAAGGGAAUCUUCCAGCCAGGAAGCCAAUAAUAUAUAAACGUUAGAAAUAAAGUGAUGUGGGGAAGUACCACCGGCCUGUUUAUUUGUGCCCAGAACAGUAAUGCGUUACAAUUUAAAGGGUGGGGUUGGUGAGUGGAUAAUAUAAUUCAGAUUUCGACCUUAUGCUUCAAGACAGAAGGGUGAGCGGCGGUGUUCUGUUUAAUCAAAAACAAAAAACAAAUGCAUAUCAUUUUGAAGAAUUAAAUUCUAAUUUUAAUGCGUUCGGAAGUUCGUUAAGCCGCGCCAGUUAACAUUAAAAUGCAAUUUAUUUUUUAAUUUAAAUUCCGGCUUUGUUAAAAAUAUAAUAUUGUUUACGCCAUUUUUUAUAUAUACUGAUAACUAAUUCCGGUUAUAUGUUGAUCUAGUGAUGAGGAUAGUGAUCAUAGUGCAGAUGAUAGUGCAUCAAAAAUCGAUAUCAUAAAAGAAGAAAAAAAAAGUUGCUUUUAGAAAUAUGCAUAAUGCAUUAUGCAUUAUUAUAAUUAGUGUUGUAAAAUAGAAUUUACUCCCUAUAAAUCGGAAGUCGGAAACGCUGCGUAUAGCUUCCGGCAAUCAAUUAUCAAGUGCCUUUGUAGUUAAAAAAAGAUAUAUUAUCAUAGUGUAGUUCUUCAGAAAUGCUUAGUCCAUCAAUUAGACCAUCUAUAAUGCACAUAUCUUACCAUCCAUACUAACAUAUAUAUUAUAAUAUAUUAUCGUAAUUGUCAUCUAUAAUGCACAUAUCUUACCAUCCAUACUAACAUAUAUUAUAAUAUAUUAUCGUUAUUGUUACUGAAUAAACUGUAUUAGGUUAAAGCGUUUCCAUUCGAAAUAGACUGAGUAUUUAAACGAAUUAUUGAGAUACGUUUCGUUGUAACAAUGUAAUUAUAUAGUUAAAUAAAUUGCAUCGCAUGUUUCCUAAAAACUUUCUAGUAUAUACAUAUACAUAUAGUAACGCAGGGUAAAUGAAAGUAAAUAAAAAUGUUUAUUCUACAAAUAACUUUGCUUGUCGACCGUUUUACGCUGAUAUAGCCUCUCAAGGCUAUCAGCUUAGGUAGGAAAAAAAAACGACGCUCUAUUUAAAAUCUCAUUUUUAAAAUAAUACCGGGUAAUGUUGUAUGUACUCUAAAAUAUUAUUUACUAAUAUCGGUCCAUAAUAUAUUAUUUCUAUCUAUUUUACAGAAGUUUUUCGCAGGUUUAUUAUUAUUAUUAAUACACAUUUAUUUAAUUUAGUGAGAUGUUUUCGAAGUUUGAAUUAAUUAUGUUGCAAUAUUGUUUGUAAUAUUGUAAUAGAAACUGGCAUAAGAUUUUAAAUUUAUUUUCUUAGUGAGUUAGUGGCAUAGUUGAAUGCGGCAUACCUCACGUGCCCCAUGCCGUUUCUUUGGAAUGAUCAAUAAAUUCCCAAAUCAAAUAGAAAUAUUUGCAAAUGUAGGUACUGUUGUAGUGUAAUAUUAAAAUUGUAAUUAAUCAUAUAACUGUAAAUCAUAAUAUAUAUUACUGUAGCCUUGCAGUGUAAAGAUUUUUUCAAAUAUUGUUAUUUGAAUAUAGAAUGUUGAUGUGAAAUCGGAAAAACAAUGCUUAAUUUAAUAACAUAUUACAAAAGUUCAUAUAAUAUUUGAAUACGUUUUUAUAAUAUUCACUUUUAGCAAAAUAUAGUAUCAUAAUCUAUUUUGUUAUUGAAUUCUUGAUAUAUAUACUCUUAGAAUAUAUAAUAAUAUAUUACUUUAGAAUUGUAGGAGACAACUUUGCUGUCUAUGGGUUCGGUGUGAUAAAAUACUAUUUUAUUUUACUUUAAUUACUUUAGAGGGGAUAUAUUGUGGCGCUCCUAAAACACCAAAGAGACGGAACGUACGUUGCUGAAAUGAUCUAUUGGAUAACAUUGUGACGGAUAAUUCGAUCAUAAACUAGACUAGCUGUACUCGUCCGCUUCGCUGGGCAUUUAAAAUUAACAAUAUGAUUUCUCACCCCCACAAAGAUUCUCAUUAUUAACGCCCCCGCAACUGGUGUAGGGAAUCCAACUCUCCUAUAAAUAUUAGCCAAUCCAUUAAGUACAUGUAUUUUCUACAUGGAUACUUCAAUCGGAUGCAUGGUUCAGUAGUUAUAACGGAGCAUCCGUAAAAACCACUGUAGAUUUAUAUAUUAUAUACUAGAUAUAUCAGAUUCCUCUCCAAAAAAUCUUUAUGGCAUCAUUGGCAACUGUUAAAAUCGGUUAGGUGAUAAAUAAAUUGAUAAGAGCGAUUGACAGACUUGAAAACAUCGGGACCACGUCUGUAGCCUUUGAGGUGAGAGGGGGGAGGGUAUCUUUGAUUUCGGCGGCUUAUAAUCAUAGAAAUCCUGUAUUUUAUUAGAGAAUUUAAUCAUUUUACGAAAUAUUGCAUAGAUAUUUGUAAAAGUCAUUGACUAAUAGAUCUUAAGGAUUUUUUAUUGUAUUGUUGUAGUUUUUUUCUUUUUGUUUUAUUGAUUUCCUUAUUUUUAUAACAAUCAGAACAUGUUUAUAAUAAAUGUUCCCACUACCAUGUGGGACGUGUAGUCUGAGAGUGAGACAUGAAUUGGUUAACUAGACCUCUUCUAGGUUUUUAUUUGGCAACUAAAAGUAGGUGUCGCGGGAAAACGAAAAUACCGUAAACACUUGAUUUCCUGAGUUACUAAAAAAUAUUUAGUGCUUAUCGUACAUGCCUUAAGUCUAGUUACACAUGGUUGGCUGAUUAGUAAAUAAUAAUGUAGUCGCUGUGCAUAUAAUUGGUUUCAUUAUUAUUGAUUUGCUUCAAUUUCGACUUCCGUACCGCGAGAUGAAUGAGAAAUAUAAAUGAAUACAUUUAAGAUACAUGAAGAAAAACAAACAGUUAAGUAUUUGUUGCCUGGAUUACAACUGUAAGCUAAGGACUAUAAGCAGUUUAAUAGUUUUUAAAUUUCUCUAAACAGCUAUUGUUUCUUAACAAAUAGUUCGGAGUGAUGAAUUUUUUUUAUCGUUUGAAUCAAUUCAUUUAUUAUAUUUAUACGUAAUAAUUCAAGUUGAAUUAACUUAAUCAAAAUCAACUGUAAAUAUUUCACUAUUCAUUUAUAUUAGGCUAUUCAUUUUUAAAUACUUUCAACACAGCGUCGAGUGAAGAUUGUAAAAUAAUUAGGUAAAUAAAAUUAAGAUUAACGAAAUAGAAAAUCAUGUGUCAACGAUAAAUCUGAAUAUUAUAAAUGCGAACGUUUAGUGGACUUAUUUGCAUUUGACAAACGUUUUGAUUUUUAUACAUAUAUAUAAAACUUGCGUAAUUUAUUUAAUAAAUAUAUCUCCACGAUCAAUAAAUUCUUAUUUUAUAAAUAUAAUAACUAACAUUAAAAACGGAUUUGAUUAUUUGAAUUUUAAUUCAGUAAUUGAAAUUUUGUUUGUUUAUCUGCUCGUAGUAAUUUUAUAAACUCUGUAAAAUAUUAUUCGUUGAGGCUUGCACUCACGUGGCGGUGGAUAAUAAUAAUCUAUCUUUCGUGAAUGGAAUAUAUUUUUCUGAACGAAAGGUGAUCAUCCCCGUAUAUCUUUUACUUUGCCCCUGACAACUUGUAAGCAAAGUUUCAUGAUGAUCGGAUGAGUAGUUAAUACUUGAAACUGUAACAAACAAACAAACAAACAUACUUUCCAUAAUAUAGUAGCAGGUACAAUAUGGAUUUGUAAUAUAAUUUUUAUUGAACAAACUGAAGAACAUGGACUGAAAAUUGGUGACAAAAUGUUCAUUGUAUUUUAUUGCUCGCAUAUCAAAUAAGUGUACUAGAUUACUAAAUUGCCAAGUAAAUUUACUAGAGAUAUAUAUUUUUAAGGUUGUCAACAUAAAAUAAUCCUAGUAAUGGAUUUAGUUUGAUCAUAUCAAAUCAUUAAUACUAGCGAUAAGUACUAUAAUUGAGUCGUCUAUUAUCAAAGGUGGCAAUCUGUGCAUUUUGACCAAAAAAAAUUAUUGAUAUGUCAAUACAGAUUGAUUUGAAUAUAAUCGUCUCCUUCAAAGAAUACGGUUCAAAACCUGCAUUAAAUAAAGGUUAAUAGUUAACCUGUUAUUUAUCUAAGAUGUCGUUCCGAAGAGUUUUGUGACUGCCGAUGGAAUACAAAGUCAAUAAUUCAUUUUUCUGAUUUACCAAUCAUUGUCCAAAAGUCAGAUUGCCGGCUUUGAUAAUAGUCUACUCAAUUACGACUAUUCUAUUAAACUGGUGUCUGUGUGAAAAUUCUACUAGAAUCUAUGCUAUGUUUUCAUAUUGUAAAAAUCAUAUUAUGUACAAUAAAUCAAUGAAAUCGAUCGAAAUGAAA